Molecule: messenger RNA, 2358 nt
Organism: Brugia malayi
Lineage: Eukaryota; Metazoa; Nematoda; Chromadorea; Rhabditida; Onchocercidae
Gene: Bma-rskn-2
Product: Protein kinase domain containing protein
Exons: 14
Coding region: 1-2358 (785 amino acids)
Biological process (GO): regulation of DNA-templated transcription; protein phosphorylation; intracellular signal transduction
Molecular function (GO): protein serine/threonine kinase activity; ATP binding; magnesium ion binding
Source: RefSeq, a predicted model, not a curated record
AUGUCACAUAAUUCAGUGUCAACAUCAACGUCCGGAUCGAUGGAAAGUGAUUUAUGGGAGGAGGAAAAAGUGAACAUGGAGAAUUUUAUACUCAUACGAGUUCUCGGAAAAGGAGCUUAUGGAAAAGUAUUUUUGACACGAAAAGUCGGAGGACGUGACCACGGAAAAAUCUAUGCAAUGAAGGUACUGCGUAAAAGUCGUGUUAUGACAAAAGCCAAAACACUGCAACAUACGCUAUCCGAACGUCAUGUGCUGGAACGCCUCAAAGGAUUGCCAUUCCUGGUUGAAAUGAUCUAUGCAUUUCAGUCCGAUUCAAAACUACACAUUGUUAUGGAAUUCAUCAAAGGUGGUGAAUUAUUUACUCAUUUAUGCAAUAAAGGAUCAUUUGAUGUGCAGUCAGCAAAAUUCUAUAUUGCUGAAUUGGUGGUUGCCAUUGAUAGUGUUCACAAGCAAAAAGUUGUGUAUCGGGACUUAAAACUGGAAAAUGUUCUGUUGGAUGAAAAUGGACAUAUCAAAUUAACAGAUUUUGGAUUGAGCAAGGAGCUGAAAGAUAAUGAGUUACACAGGGCAAAUUCGUACUGUGGUACCAUAGAAUACAUGGCACCAGAAGUAGUAGAACGAACAGCAGAAGGAUAUGAUGAGACAGUGGAUUGGUGGAGUCUAGGUGUCAUUGCAUUUGAAUUAUUGACAGGAUGUUCACCGUUCACAGUUGAUGGACAUUCAAAUACGAGUAGAGAUAUUGCGAGAAGAAUUCUAACAAAACCUGUACCAUUUCCGCGAAACUUUAAUAAAUUCGCUUUGGAUUUCAUUAGUCGUUUGUUGGAAAAAUCAGCACGAUGUCGUUUGGGCAGAAAUGGUGUUGAUGAAAUCAAGAAUCAUCUUUUUCUUGCUGAUAUUGAUUGGCAUCAAUGUGAACGGCAUGAGUUAGAACCACCAAUUGUACCAAAAAUUUCAAACGAUAUAGAUGUGACCAAUUUCGCUCCAGAGUUCACAAAUCAGAUGCCAGUCUAUUCACCAGCUGAUACUCCUCUUGAUACGCGCAAUCUUUUUCGGGGUUACUCGUUUGUGUCACCAUCAGUAAUGUUUGCUAACAAUAACAUAAUUGGUGAGGAAUGUUUGGCAGAGGAUUUCAGAGCGCUAGUUUCGGUUUCACCUUUCUUUUCUAAGUAUAAAUUGGAUCGCUCAGAAAGUGGUCUUCUUGGAAAAGGAUCGUUUUCAAUUUGCAGGAAAUGUGAGAGGUUAUCGGAUGGAGUUGUAUUUGCUGUGAAAAUAGUUUCUCAACGCUUUCAGUCUCAGGCAAGUCGAGAGGCGAGCAUUCUCAACUUAGUAGGUGGACAUCCAAACAUUGUUCGCCUCAUUGAUGUUCAGUCGGAUAGUUUGCAUAUCUAUUUGGUAAUGGAAUUACUUGAAGGCGGAGAAUUGCUGACUAGAAUUAAAAAAAUGGAAACAUUUACGGAAGCUCAGGCUGGUAAAAUAAUGAAGCAGCUCGUAUCAGCGGUUUCCUAUCUUCACUUUAGAAACGUUGUACAUCGUGAUUUAAAGCCAGAGAAUAUUCUUUUUGAGAGCAAUGAACCGCAGGCAAAAUUGCGUUUAGUCGAUUUUGGGUUUGCCCGUCUUCUGCCAUCUGCAACAGACAAUUUGUUAACUCCCUGCUUCACUUUGCACUAUGCGGCACCAGAAGUUCUUGAGAGCGAUGAUCAAUUGCCACAAUAUAAUGAACAGUGUGAUCUUUGGAGUCUUGGAGUUAUUCUCUUCACGAUGCUGUGUGGUAACGUACCUUUUCAUGCACGUAGCAAAUAUGAGUCAGCAACCGAUAUUAUGAGACGGAUUCGAAAUGCUGAAUUCUCGUUUGAUGCAUCCCAGUGGCGUAGUAUCAGUACAGAAGCAAAGACUUUAAUUACUUUGCUGUUAACUGUUGAUCCAACAAAGCGUUUAUCUUUGGAUGAACUACAAUGCCACCCAUGGUUGCUAAGUGCUGCUGCACAAAAUGAAACACCACUUCAGACUCCGACAACACUGUUAAGAUCUCAAUCCCACACAGAGGAAACAUUUAACGAAACUAUCAAUGCUUUUCUGAAUGCUAACCGUGAGGGAUUCCACCUAAUGGAAGUUGCUGCAGCUCCACUACUUGUAAAAAGACGUGGCAUGAAACGGAAGAGUUUCGGUUCACGUGAACCUUCUCCUGGAUUUGAAUCGACAACAAAUAAGAAAGCAACAGUUACUGGUCCACUUGAAACAGUGCCGGAAGUUGCAUCACCGCAACUUUCACGUCCGUCAUUAUUGUUCUUGCAAUCAUCAGCCACGGAUUAUAGGAAUUCUAAGUCUCCGACAACUUCCGGCAACAACUCGAGAUACUGA